Molecule: messenger RNA, 4682 nt
Organism: Antechinus flavipes (yellow-footed antechinus)
Lineage: Eukaryota; Metazoa; Chordata; Mammalia; Dasyuromorphia; Dasyuridae
Gene: MBNL2
Product: muscleblind like splicing regulator 2
Exons: 9
Coding region: 823-1998 (391 amino acids)
Molecular function (GO): metal ion binding
Source: RefSeq, a predicted model, not a curated record
GACCGUGUCUUUGCUUCAUCAUCUGAGGGGAAAAUUCCCAGGCAGAAGGCUUGCUGAGUACAAUAAAAAGGGGAUGAGAAGUAUUUAUCCGAACGUUUCUUCCUAAUGAUGCAGUGCGAAAGGUUUGACCGUUUGAUUUUACCAGAUGGUCUUGUGCCGAUUGCAAACGUGAGGAGCAGACAGAGCUAAAUAAGGUUCAUGAUUUAAAAGUGCCUUUGUGAAGUCACUUUUACUGGAAACGACUGUCCUACGCACUUCUGUGUUUGGGGAACUUGGUCUCUGCCUACUCUGAACACCUUGUCCUGAUCUCAUGUGUGGCAGAGGAUAUCUCGACCGUCUGAAUUUGCCACUUGCUCGACUUCAAUAUUAAAAAGGUGAAAGGAAAAAACAAAACUGCUAGGACAACUGACAGGGUUGUUUUCCAGUGUCACCAAUACAAGAAAGCAGCAUUGGAAGAAUUAACAUUCUCUCAAGGAGUCUGAUUGCCUUGGAGUCACUCUGUAAGAAACGGUGUCAAAGACAGACAAGAGACUCAGACAUUUUACAGCCAGAGAUGACACUGAGCAUGUUUUCAUUGCAGCCCACCUUCUCCAAGUGGGGCAUAUUGAUUGAUGAGUGACUGCUUGCUGAUAAAUUGUCUCUUCUCAUUCUGCUUUGUGUGUAUUGGACUCCAUUAAUCAAUUUGUUAGCUCUCCUAAGAGCUGGAUGUGGUUUGCUUCUCAACAGUAGAUUUGUUUUUGUUUUAUUUUUUGGAGUUGGUGGACAUCAGAGUGACAUAAUUCACUUAAUAGCAACACCUAGAACCUAAACCUCUUUUUCAUCAUGGCUUUGAACGUUACUCCUGUGAGAGACACAAAAUGGCUGACACUGGAAGUGUGCAGACAGUUUCAGAGAGGAACUUGUUCACGCUCUGAUGAAGAAUGCAAAUUUGCGCAUCCCCCCAAAAGUUGCCAGGUUGAAAAUGGCCGUGUAAUUGCCUGCUUUGAUUCCCUAAAGGGUCGUUGCUCAAGAGAGAACUGCAAGUAUCUUCACCCACCGACACAUUUAAAAACCCAACUAGAAAUUAACGGGAGGAACAAUUUGAUCCAACAAAAAACUGCAGCAGCAAUGCUUGCCCAGCAGAUGCAAUUUAUGUUUCCAGGAACACCACUUCAUCCAGUUCCUACGUUUCCUGUAGGUCCAGCACUAGGAACAAAUGCAGCAAUUAGUUUUGCUCCUUACUUAACACCUGUAACCCCUGGAGUUGGGCUAGUCCCUACUGAAAUUCUACCCACCACACCUGUUAUUGUUCCUGGAAGUCCACCUGUUACAGUCCCUGGCUCAGCUGCUACUCAGAAACUCCUCAGGACAGAUAAACUUGAGGUGUGCAGGGAGUUUCAGAGAGGAAACUGUGCCCGAGGAGAGACCGAUUGCCGCUUUGCCCAUCCUUCAGACAGCACAAUGAUUGAUACAAAUGACAACACUGUAACCGUUUGUAUGGAUUACAUAAAAGGUCGUUGCAUGAGGGAGAAAUGCAAAUAUUUCCACCCUCCUGCACACUUGCAGGCCAAAAUCAAAGCUGCUCAGCACCAAGCCAACCAGGCUGCCGUCGCCGCCCAGGCAGCUGCUGCAGCAGCGACAGUGAUGACUCAGUCGACUGCCAAAGCAAUGAAGCGACCUCUCGAAGCAACUGUAGACCUGGCCUUUCCUCCCGGUGCUCUUCACCCUUUACCAAAGAGACAAGCACUUGAAAAAAGCAACGGUGCCAGCGCCGUCUUUAAUCCCAGCGUCUUGCACUGUCAGCAGGCACUAGCUCAUGCACAGUUGCAGCAACACACGGCAUUUAUUCCGACAGGGUCAGUUUUGUGCAUGGCACCCGCUACCAGUAUUGAUAAUACUGAAAUAAUCAGCAGAAAUGGAAUGGAAUGCCAAGAAACCGCAUUGAGAAUAACAAAACAUUGUUACUGUACAUACUAUCCUGUUUCCUCCUCGAUAGAAUUGCCACAAACUGCAUGCUAAAUAAAAAUGUAGUUCUUCUGGACAGAUCACAAACUCUAAGAAGCUAGUGCUGCUAUAUCAUAUAUGAGUAUUAAAUAUGGUAUGCUUAGUAUAUUCCAACCUAAAAUAGUUAACUACCUGAUGCCAGCUGUGAUGUUUAAAGACAUAAAGGGUAAAGUUUACUUUCAAAAGUUCUCUAAACAUGGUUUUCUGUCCUAAGAAUAUUGUCUUAUCUCCAUAACUAUAGCUGAUGCAGAAAGCCCAACCAAUUUCUUCUUUUCAGACUCAGAACAUUUCAAAUUUAGCAAUAAUCAGUUUGCAUUGGUUCCAACCUGUCCCAAGUGCAGGUUAAAUUCUCACUCGAAUUAUUGUUUCCUUUGCCCACUUAAUCAAAGGGUAAGUGUUCACUUCUCAAUGAGAUGAUGCUGCAGCAAAGAAAGAAGUGAAGUAAAACAAAGACCUGUCCUACGGGUCUCAAAUUCUAAUGGAAAAUCCAAGGACAAGCACAAGUUCUGGGAAUGCAUCAAAGCAUAGUGUUUGGCUUGCCUGGAGAUGCUGUGUUGAAUCAUAUGAUUCUAGAAUAAGAGAAAUAGAUUAAAAGAAACAAAAACUUUGCACGGUAUGAGCUUCAUACCCCCAACCAACAAAGUCUUGAAGGUAUUAUUUUACAAAUAUAUUUUUAAUGUUGUUUUAUAAGAGAGACUUUGCAGAAGUGCCUAAAUUUUGCCAGACUUCAUCCAGCUUGAAGGAAAGGAGGCCAAUGCCAACAACCUAAUCUAAGUGAUUAGUCUUUCAAACUCACCAUCCAGUUGCCUGUCACAGAAUAACACUUUGAAACUAAAGAUGUAUGUAGUAAAAUAAAGAAGCUGUAGGUGAGGAGAUCUGUAUAAUAUUCUAAUUUAAGUAAAUCUGAGGUUAGUCACUUAAAAUCUGACUGUGACUUUAAUCUAAAUUACUAUGUAAACAAACAACAAAAAAAGUAGAUAGUUUCACUUUUAAAAACUCCAUUACUGUUUUACAUUUUAAAAGUUGAAUUAAAGGGUUGUAACUGACUACAGCAUGGAAAAAAAUAGUUCUUUUAAUCUUUUCACCUUAAAGCAUAUUUUAUGUCUCAAAAAUAUAAAAAAAAAACUUUAAUACAAGUACAUACAUAUUAUAUAUACACAUACAUAUAUACUAUAUAUGGAUGAAACAGAUUUUAAUGUUGUUUACUUUUUUAAAUACUUGGUUGAUCUUCAAGGUUAUAGCGAUAAAAUUAAAUUUUGUUUAGAAAGUUUGUUUUGAAGUUUAUUUUAAGCACUAUUGUACCAAAUAUUUCAUAUUUCACAUUUUAUAUGUUGCACACGUCCGAUACAAUACCUACAUAGUCUUUAAAUUAUUGUUUCAAAAACAAAACAGCUGUAAUAAAUGAAUAUGAUGUGUAAUUGUUUAAAACAUCCCUUUAUUUUGUGAGCAUAUUAGUGAUUGCAGUAUUUUGACUUAAACUUUUCAGACUGAAUGUAAAAUAUUUUAAUGUUGGCAUCACUGCCAAUUCUGAAAACUAGAGACACUAACUGUGUCAUGAUUUGUCUCAAAAAAGAUCUGCCAUUUUAACUCAUGUUGCUCAGAGUCUAAUUCCUAUCUAUUUAUAUUAAGUCAUAGAUUUGAUCACCCUAAGGAAAAAAAUCACAAUCUAAGUGUAAUCUAACAUAGUGCUUGUACUGUUAUAUUUGUUUUAAUUUGUGGGAAAAUAUUGUAUCUAAACUUUUAUUACUUUGGUAGUUUUACCAUUAUAUACUAUUAGUAUUUGUAAUUUUUCUCAAUUCUAACAAUGUAGUUAUGCUACAACUUGCCUAUAGCAUUCAAGAUUGUUUUUGUUCAUUUUUUUAAUACUUGUUCAUUUAGAUUCCUUGAAAACUUAGUACACAUGACUAAAAGGUAAAUUAUGAGCAUCACUGAAAUAUUUUUGUAGACUACUUGUUAUAACAUUGUCUUUCAUGUUAUUGUUUCAUAAUUUUGAUUUUUAAAUGACUAUUACACAACUAUUUUCAGCCCUUUAAGAUAAAUCAUCAAAAAGCAUCACAUAUACACCUCCCAAGAAAUAGAAGACUGUAUUUUUAAUAAGAUAUCCAUUUUCCAGAAUUUGUGACUAUAUUAUGCAAAAGGACCAUAAGGAUACCAUUUUCAGUAAGGAGGAGGCAAGGCAAUUACAUAGAUGUACAAAUAUAUGUACAACAGAUUUUGCUUUUUAUUUAUUUAUAAUGUAAUUUUAUAGAAUAAUUCUGGGAUUUGAGAGGAUCUAAAACUAUUUUUCUGUAUAAAUAUUAUUUGCCAAAAGUUUGUUUAUAUUCAGAAGAGUCUGAUUAUGAUGAAUAAAUCUUAAAUGCUUUGUUUAAUUACAAAAACAAAAUCACCAGAAUCCAAGAUGAGAAAAUAUCAAUUCAGUAAAUGCUGUGGUUAAGAGACUGGAUCUCCACUUAUUUUGAGAACAGCAUUUCAUUAUUGGUUUUCAGUAAUUUAACAGCACUUCACCAAAACAUUCACCUCAAUCACUCCACUGACAACACUUCUACUAAAUCUUUCAGUAACACUUACCGAAAGCCCUCAUUCAUUACCUUUCCAUGUAAACAGAAGUCUAAUUUGUAUCAAUUCUAUGUUUCAGUUGUAAUAUUGAGUUCACUCACCCAAUGUGCAACCAAUGAAAUAAAAGAAGCAUUUAAAAAGAA